UCUGCCUGUUUUAAUCCUUCUACACUGAGAACCAAGAGCAGAAGUUCGGAAACAAGGCUGUGUUUUAAACUAAAAUUAUUUGCAACAAUGUGGAAGACUUCACUUGCAAUUGCAACUUUUUGCUUCCUUACCACACUUGCAUCCUGCCAUUAUAGAGAAAAACGCAGUGGCAUUUCGGAUCAGAGAUUGGCCGAAAUAGAAACACUACUGGCACUAGCGAGGCAAGGAAACAGAGAUGUAGCAUAUGGAGUGAUCGAUCCCCUUAGUCUAGGCAAAAGGAAGCGGAGUUACGAUAUGGACAGCUCAAACCAACUGGAAGAUGAUUUCCCCUUGGAUGUACUCCGUGAAGCAAGACCCAAAUAUCCAUCGAACAAAUACGAAUCCCUAAUGUUCUCUCACAGGUUACCAGAAAGACUGUUCCGGUUUAGAACGAAUGAGUUUGAAAACAGAGAUUUACAGAGCAACGACGAUGCUGCCAAGUAGAGAAAAUCUGAAGUAGAAUACCUGUCUACAUUUUGAAUCAAUUUUUUUAUUCUAUUUGUUUAUCUUUCCUAUAAACAUGUUGUGUCGUUGCUCUCAUCAUUUACAUUUGUAAUUAUAUAACUGUAUUUAACAAAAAAUUAUAAAAAUCAUUAUCUCUUUAUUAUUCUAUUAUGUAGCAUUGUUAUGUAGAUAAUUGUAUUUAGACAACUAUUAAUCUUCAUAAUCUGCCUGUUUGUAUAAUUUCAUUUUUGCAUUAUAAUUAAAUUUCCUUUCUUCUGUUU
Messenger RNA from Parasteatoda tepidariorum (common house spider), 764 nucleotides. RefSeq lists its product as uncharacterized. The record is from RefSeq and is a predicted model, not a curated record. Lineage: Eukaryota; Metazoa; Arthropoda; Arachnida; Araneae; Theridiidae.